UGCUCUGUUUGCCACAGGCCGGAUUCUCCUGCUUCCUUGCAUCGUCAUUGGUCCAUGCCAUUACUGGCAUUCUCAGCACUGCAGCACUAAUGUAGUGUGUGAUGAUCUGGUCAACUAGAUUGCAAGGCAAGGGGCGUCACCUGAAGCAUGAUUUUCCUGCUUGUGGUGAGGAGUCUUCUUUCUUUCUUAUUUUCAUACCGAAGAAGGAAAAGCUCUGCAAUCUGUAGAUGAAAUGGAAUUCUUUUAUUUGCUUCUUUGCACUUCGUUUCUCUUGAUCGCAACCCAUGGCCUUCUUAGCUUUCGAAAUUGGCUAUCAAUUUCAAGAAAAUUACCACCAGGUCCCUUCGGUCUUCCCAUAGUUGGCAGCUUAUUCCAGAUUGGCGACCGGCCCCACGAGUCCUUAAUGGCUCUUGCUCAUGCCCACGGUCCGCUCAUGUCUCUACGUCUCGGAUUUGUCACGACCGUGGUCGUUUCUUCUGCCGACAUGGCGAAGGAGAUCCUACAAAAGAAAGAUCAUGCCUUUGCGGGCCGGGCCAUCCCUGAUUCAGCCACAGCUGAAGCUAACUACGAGCUGUCUGUGGCGUGGCUUCCUCCGGGCCCACUUUGGCGGACCCUUCGGAAGAUCUUGAACACUCAGAUCAUGACCAUACAGAGGCUGGAUGCGCUGCAAGGCCUCCGAAACAAGAAGAUGGUGGAGCUGGUUCAGCACGUUCGGGAGAUCUCUGUCGCUGGUCGGGAAGUGAACAUCGGAUGGUUGGCCUUCGCGACGACAUUCAAUUUGCUAUCGAGCACCGUUUUCUCGAUCAACUUGGUGGACCUUAAAUCGGACGGUGCACAAGAAUUCAAGGACGCAGUGUCGAGAAUUAUGGAGUUUGCUGGGAAACCUAAUCUUUCAGACUACUUCCCGUUUCUUAGGCCAUUUGAUCUGCAGCAGAUCAGGCGUAGUGUCAAGGUUUCUUAUGAUAGGCUUCAUGUACUGAUUAAUGAAAUCGUCAAUCAACGGCUGCAAUACAGAGAAUUGGGGUGUGCCAGAAACGAGGAUUUCUUAGAUGUCCUUCUUGAUUACAGCCAGGAACAUGGCCCUGAAUUCGAUCGACGGCAAGUCAAUUCGCUUCUUGCGGAUUUGUUCAUUGCCGGAAGCGACACGACCUCCACCGCGAUAGAGUGGGUAAUGGCUGAGCUCCUCCACAACCCGGACAAAAUGGCGAAGGCCCAAAAGGAGCUUGCGGACAUGAUCGGCACAAGGCGGGCUAUCGAAGAAUCCGACAUUCCCCAACUCUGUUAUCUGCAGGCAGUGGUGAAAGAGGCAAUGCGGCUGCACCCAACAGUGCCCCUCCUUCUACCUCAUAGAGCCGUGGCUGACGUUGAACUGUGUGGUUUCAUCAUACCAAAAAAUACCCAAGUGCUCAUAAAUGCAUGGGCGAUUGCCAGAGACGCUUCGAUCUGGGAAGACCCGACGAGUUUCAAGCCUGAGAGGUUUUUGAGGUCUGAUGUUGAUUUCAGAGGUGGAAACUUUGGGUUUCUCCCGUUCGGGGCAGGCCGUCGGAUAUGUCCGGGCAUGCCACUAGCGGUCAGGAUGGUGAGCUUGAUGGUGGCCACUCUGAUCCAUUCGUUUGAUUGGAAACUACCGAAUGGAAUGCUACCACAUGAGAUGGACAUAAGCGAUAGGUUUGGAGUUACUCUGCAGAAGGCAUAUCCUCUUGUUGCAGUCCCGUUUUUGCAUUUGGUAUAGUAUUCUGGCCGCUUUCAGUUUUAAAUUUUGUAUACAUUGUACCAUGAUUCGAAAUCUAGAACAUUAAUCUGAUGAGAUUACCAUGACUACGAGGAACAUUCUAGCUAUCUGAUCAAUGGCCAGGAUUCAGUUAA
This is a messenger RNA of Magnolia sinica, 1866 nucleotides long. Its product is annotated as geraniol 8-hydroxylase-like. Gene Ontology annotation, molecular function: oxidoreductase activity, acting on paired donors, with incorporation or reduction of molecular oxygen; monooxygenase activity; heme binding. The transcript has 2 exons. Bases 233 to 1732 code for a protein of 499 amino acids. Lineage: Eukaryota; Viridiplantae; Streptophyta; Magnoliopsida; Magnoliales; Magnoliaceae. The record is from RefSeq and is a predicted model, not a curated record.